Ixodes scapularis (black-legged tick) is the source of this 728-nucleotide messenger RNA. Its product is annotated as U8 snoRNA-decapping enzyme-like. The record is from RefSeq and is a predicted model, not a curated record. Gene Ontology annotation, molecular function: snoRNA binding; phosphodiesterase decapping endonuclease activity. The transcript has a single exon. Bases 1 to 630 code for a protein of 209 amino acids. Gene Ontology annotation, cellular component: nucleus. Gene Ontology annotation, biological process: mRNA catabolic process; sno(s)RNA catabolic process. NCBI's taxonomy places the organism in Eukaryota, Metazoa, Arthropoda, Arachnida, Ixodida, Ixodidae.
AUGGCCACCCUGGAUGUGACCAUCAUCCAGGAGUUGGGCCUGGAAAAGAAGGGCUUCCGCGCCGUGGCACCCAACGACAAAACGACCAGCUACUUGUCCGGUUUCAAGAACGCCUCUCACUGCAUCGUUUGGGCGGCGAGCGACGCCAAGGUGGCCGGAGAAAACCGCGCCAGGGCGCUGAUCCUGAUGCAGUUCCGUGUCGACGGCAGCCUGGGGUUUCCAGGAGGCGUGCUGAACCUGGGAGAGUGCCCCGCCGCCGCCGCCAACCGCGAGAUGAAGGAAGAGAUUAACCUGGACACGAGCAAGCUGUUCGUGACGCCCAACAACCACCUCAUCACGUUCGUCAACGACCAUAGCAAGGUGGCGCUGCAUUUGUACUCCUUGCAGAUCGGGGAGGAGGACUUCAUCAAGCUCGAAAAGAGGAUCGUGGACGCCCCCGACUAUGGACAGGAGACCCUGGGCUUCUUCAGGGUGCCGCUCUUCAACAUGGCCACCGGUGGGUUCGAGACCCUGCUUCGACAGGUGUUCAUCGGGAUGGCCAAGGAGCAGCUGUUGUACGCGCUGGUCAGACUCGGCAUAAUGACGUCGGAAGAAGUGAUAACUGUGGGCUGCCUGAAGAAAGAAGCGUAACGGGAUGAAGGCUUGGGUGGAAUCUCGCGUUAAAAGUGGGUGCUCGCUCGAAGGGGCGUUCAUUAUGACGCUAUUGGUCAAGGAGUUUGCAUCUUAAA